Molecule: messenger RNA, 628 nt
Organism: Hibiscus syriacus
Lineage: Eukaryota; Viridiplantae; Streptophyta; Magnoliopsida; Malvales; Malvaceae
Product: transcription factor MUTE-like
Exons: 3
Coding region: 50-628 (192 amino acids)
Biological process (GO): guard cell differentiation; positive regulation of DNA-templated transcription; stomatal complex development
Cellular component (GO): nucleus
Molecular function (GO): DNA-binding transcription factor activity; protein dimerization activity
Source: RefSeq, a predicted model, not a curated record
GCUCAAAGAUCAAUCACAAGAUAAACCCUAAAUUAAAAUCAUAUUAAACAUGUCUCAUAUUUCUGUGGAGAGAAAUAGGAGAAGGCAAAUGAAUGAACAUCUCAAAGUUUUGCGUUCUUUAACCCCUUGUUUCUACAUUAAGAGGGGUGACCAAGCAUCGAUCAUAGGUGGUGUGAUAGAGUUCAUCAAGGAAUUGCAGCAAGUUUUACAGGCUCUUGAAUCGAAGAAACAAAGGAAGAGUUUAAGCCCUAGCCCUAGUCGAAGUACUCCAAAAUCACUACUUUUGCCUGCAAAACCUAACUGUAGCGCUGUCGGAUUAGAAACUGUGGGAGAAAUUGGCGCAUGUUGCAACUCACCGCUUGCGGAUGUCGAAGCAAGGAUCUCGGGAUCGAAUGUCGUCCUGAAAAUAGUUUGCCGACGAAUACCCGGUCAGAUUAUAAAGAUAAUAUCUGUGCUGGAGAGAUUUUCAUUUGAAGUUCUUCACCUCAACAUCAGCAGCAUGGAAGACACUGUGUUAUACUCCUUUGUCGUCAAGAUUGGUCUGGAAUGUCAGCUGAGCCUGGAGGAGCUUGCUGUUGAAGUUCAGCAAAGCUUCUUCUCGGACCCUGUUUUCCUUAACCAAAUAUAG